CCCUUAUUUGUAUUCACUUGUCACGUUUCCGAGUAAAAUUGAAACCAGAGAAGAAAUAGAAAGAGGAAGAGAGAGGGAGCCAAGAUGAGCGUGAUCGACAUUCUGACCCGCGUGGACGCGAUCUGCAAGAAAUAUGACAAGUACGACAUCGACAAGCAAAAGGAUCUCAAUGUCUCUGGCGACGAUGCAUUCGCUCGACUCUACGCCGUCGUCGAUACCGACAUUGGUGAAGCUCUUCAGAAAUCGGAACUCGCUACGAAUGAGAAGAGCAGGGCCUCGGCUGUCGCCUUGAAUGCGGAGAUUCGUCGAACCAAGGCUCGGUUGCUCGAGGAGGUUCCCAAGUUGCAGAGAUUAGCGAUUAAGAAGGUUACUGGACUCACAAAAGAAGAACUUGCCAUCCGUCAAGAUUUGGUACUUACUCUGCCAGAGAGAAUUCAAGCCAUACCAGAUGGGACCGCAAAUGCAUCAAAGCAAAGUGGAGGUUGGGCUGCCUCUGCUUCUCGUCCAGAAAUCAAAUUUGACUCAUCAGAUGGACGGUUUGACUCUGAAUUCUUUCAACAAUCUGAAGAGUCAAGUCAAUUUAGGCAGGAAUAUGAAAUGCGGAAAAUGAGACAGGAUCAAGGUCUGGAUGUUAUAGCAGAAGGGUUGGAUACACUGAAAAAUAUGGCCUCUGACAUGAAUGAGGAAUUGGAUAGACAAGUGCCUUUGGUUGAUGAGAUUGAAACCAAGGUUGAUAGGGCAAAUGCUGACCUCAAGAAUACUAAUGUUAGACUUAAGGAGACAGUUACUCAGCUGAGGUCUAGCCGGAACUUCUGUAUUGAUAUUAUUCUGUUGUGUAUAAUUCUUGGAAUUGCUGCAUACCUUUAUAAUGUGUUGAAGAAGUGAAAUAAUGCAAAUGGGUUUUCUGCUACUUGUUUGACUGUACCGUUGUCUGGAGUUUCUUCUUCUAUUGUUUUGAGGGCUUGCUUGCUAUGUGUAUUUGAUGUUGUCUACAGUUCUUUUCUACCACUGUAUUUCGAUAGCCCUGUUCAGUCUUGGGGAACCAGAAUUAUUUUGCCCUUUAGAUUCAGACUUGGGUGUGUGGGAUGUCUCUGUAUACUGCAUUAAGUCAUGGUAUUUCUCACAAUUCCAGUGAAUAUAUGUAUAAUAUUUGCAUCAUAGUUAUCGUCAA
Telopea speciosissima is the source of this 1171-nucleotide messenger RNA. Its product is annotated as syntaxin-71-like. NCBI's taxonomy places the organism in Eukaryota, Viridiplantae, Streptophyta, Magnoliopsida, Proteales, Proteaceae. The transcript is spliced from 9 exons. Gene Ontology annotation, cellular component: SNARE complex; membrane; endomembrane system. The record is from RefSeq and is a predicted model, not a curated record. The coding region runs from base 85 to 885 and encodes 266 amino acids. Gene Ontology annotation, molecular function: SNAP receptor activity; SNARE binding. Gene Ontology annotation, biological process: vesicle fusion; intracellular protein transport.